AUGAAGCAUGCAAAUGUGGCUAAGCUUUUUGGUUAUUGUAUAAGAGACAAUCGUCGUUUCUUGGUUGAAGAACAUUGGACGCAGGGAACGCUACACCAAAUUUUGCAUGGUACAGGAAGUUAUGUGAUUAGCUGGACGCAAAGGGUAACAAUUGCAUAUGACGUGGCAAAGGGAUUAGAGUAUUUGCAUUAUCAAAACCGACUUGCGCACAUUGAUUCCAGCAACGUGCUUUUGUUCAGUAACUUCAAAGCAAAGAUUUCAACUGGAUCAUCAGCAAGUGAAAGUUAUUGGGCUCCAGAAUAUAAUGGAAGAGAGGUCACAAUGAAAGGCAACGUGUAUAGCUUCGGGGUUCUUCUAUUUGAGCUUUUUACUGGAAACAAGCCAUCCAAAGGAAUCGUCAACUCAGUCUUGUCAGCAAUGGACAACGUUGGAUCAUUAGUGGACCCAAAGCUUAAUGGAGAAUUUACGUCACGUGAAGCUGAAAAGCUGGCAUUCACAAUGUUAUUGGCUACAAUGGAUCAACCGAGUGAUCGGCCAGAUAUGAACACCAUCGUUGAGUACUUUAAGAAAUUAUUAGCAGUAGAAUGGAUUGAUGACGCAAUACAAACACCUAAAUAUGUCGCUAAUUUACCGUCGGGAUACUGA
Messenger RNA from Lactuca sativa (garden lettuce), 645 nucleotides. Its product is annotated as protein CYTOSOLIC ABA RECEPTOR KINASE 5. Gene Ontology annotation, biological process: protein phosphorylation. The record is from RefSeq and is a predicted model, not a curated record. Gene Ontology annotation, cellular component: plasma membrane. Gene Ontology annotation, molecular function: protein kinase activity; ATP binding. Lineage: Eukaryota; Viridiplantae; Streptophyta; Magnoliopsida; Asterales; Asteraceae.